UAUACGGCCUUAAAAAUGGACUCACUGAAGGAAACCUUUCUCCUGCUCAAAGACAACAUUAAACUCUUAGAACAGGUAGCAGAAGUAAUCUUCCGGCACAUGCGUUCAGAAUUACGCAAGGAUGCAAUCGAACCCGAUCUUCUCCGAGUAGUUCCGAUCCUACUCGAGUGUCCAGCCUUCGACAGACCGGAUAAAGAGUGGGGUGAUCGAAUCAUCAGAGAAAUGGCAGAAAUCUUGAAACGGAUGCAUAAAGCUACGAAGAGGAACUUCGAAGUGCUUGUUUGUUGGUGGAGUAAGGACUCGGAUCUUUUAGCCAGAGUGGUUAAGGUCUACGUACAGGCAUUCAGGAAUGACCUGAAGGAUUAUCUGGACAACACUGCGUCGAAACCAUGUGAUAACCUAUACUUAGAUGUAUUGGUACUCUUGAGACAGAUCAAUACAUCGCAUGGGUACACGAUUCCCGUGAAUCAGUUUUACAUCCUUCAACCAGGAAAUGAAGAAUUAAACAGGAAGAUCGAGAGGCUUAUUCUUCAGCUUCAUCAACAGCAUUUGCAACUCCCUCACCUGCGUCUCCUUUCAUUAGCUAACGUGCCAUGGGUACUGGACGUACCUCUGAAGUGGGAAAUGCUGUGUAUGGAGUUCGACUCUGCAUGUCAGCUCCGACAGAAGGAGACAUUUCUACUAAAAUUUGAGGAAGUUUUCGGAAGAGGAUCAUGCCUUAUGUUGGUAAUUAUCUUAAGAUAUCUUAAGAUAGACUUGGAACCAUUUUACCUUCGAUUCGAGAUUGACGACGACAAAAAGAAGGUUGUUGAAUCGGCUAUCUCGGAGCUAAAAGGUAAAGAUGAAACGUCUCUCAUGCUCCCGAUGGAAGUCCAUUUCAAGGAUAAUGUGUCUUUGGGUCGAAAUGCUGGUGGUCCCAUGAAGGAAUUCUUUUCCCGACUGUUCGGAGAGCUGUUCAAUGUUAAGAAGCAUUCCAUCUUCAAGAAACUCAACGAUUCUCCUUCGUGUACGACAUUGUGGUUUAACAAGGAUUCUAAGGACCUGGACAAAUUACGAUCAGUCGGGACGCUGUUCGCUCUGAUGUUCUACAAUAAGGUCAUCGUCACAAUGCCGUUUCCAUUUCUUUUCUACAAGAAACUGCUUGGAACUAGCCCAUCCAGUUUGGAAGAUCUGAAACUACUAGAUCCCGGGAUGGCGAAGGGCAUGGAAACAUUGCUAGAGGCGAGUGACUUUGAGCUUUCCGACUACAGAUUUACAGUCGAUGGACCGGUGAACGAACCGGAGAUCGAACUCAAACCAGGAGGCAAAAACGAGGUCGUGACCACGUCAAAUGUUCCAGAGUACAUUGAGCUUUACGCCAGGCACUACACAGCGUCCUCCCAGUUCGAUGUAUUCAGUGAGAGUUUUCGGAGUAUGUUCGGUCGUUUAAGUCUGCACAAACGUUUCGCACCGCAAGAGCUGAUGUCAUUAUUUCAAGGAGGGGAAUAUGAUUGGAAGGCCUUUCAAGAAAGCUUUGGUUAUGAUGAGAAAGGCUACACAGCAAACCAUCGCGUGGUCAAGAUGUUUUGGUCAGUGUUCCAUGGUGAUCUCACUGAGGGUGACAAAAGAGACUUUCUGAGAGUCAUGACAGGUGCUGACCAUGUCCCCAUUGGUGGAAUCCAGGAGGUUAGACCUAGGAUGUGGCCAAUGGGAGGAGACAAAGAUUGUAAGGGGAAACCCCCGAAGGACAUGUGCCCUGAAGUGAAUACAUGUCAUGGUUUUGUCGUGCUCCAUCUCCCGAAGUACAGGAAAAGAGAGCAUCUAAAAGAACGACUCAUGAAGCUAAUAGAGAUGAAAGGGCAUGGAUUUCAUAAAAUACCAGAAUAAACCUUGGACUGUCGUAAAGACUUUAACAGUCUCGUAUUCGGACAUUGACUUAUUAUAAAUCAAUAUAUAAUAUCUUAGUUAAAGAAAAAAAUUCAAAACUGGUUAAUGAAUUGUCCUGUUGGGUCAAUGAAUAAAGAAAAAGUUAAGAAAUUGUAUGGAAUCCUAUCUGUCAUACGCGGUGGCACUAAAUUCGGUCACAGCGACAAAUCGACCUAUUUUGGGCCACUGGGAAUAAUGUAAUUGAAAACUUUGUUUUGUUUGGUAUUGGUCUCGUUUGUGUGACUGAGCUGAGACAACAUACGACAUAAACAAAGAAUGGAAUAUAUUGAAAUGCCUGUCAUUUUCUGCAUCAUACAUAAAUAACAUGAUCCAUCGUUUUAAUUGAAUUGAAUUGAAUUGUACAACAUUAGACUUUCUAUUAUUUAGAAGAUUCGGUCGGUUUUUGUUUUCAAAGUGGCCUAUAUCGUGUAGUUUUAUGCAUUUUGAAUCAUAGCAUUCAAAUGACUAUCCAUUCAAGUUGUCUGAGAUGGAGGAUAUGGUAGUUAUUAAGAUUAAGUUUUGUUGUUUGUUUCCUCAAUCGUAAUUGUUGAGUGCGCUUCGCUAUCACAAUAUAAACAUGUAACGAAGGCAACAACAAGGCGACUAUGAGGAUGAUGAGGAUAAGAAAAAGAUAAAGACAAAGUUAGACAAGUUUUGGUUGCCCUUACAAGAUGCUCAUCCAUUUUAUAUUUCUAGUACUUUGGCACAGCAGAGCACACUGACAUAAUACAUGUAUAGCUGAAUACAACCAGCUAGUCCAUGAAAUUGAGGUAAGCAACAAGUAGAAGUUAACCAGAAAACAGACUACAGAAAUUACUGCAUUUUCACAGUAGAUCUGGUUAUGAGAUGGUAACGAAGGAUUUGAUUAAAUUUGAUGUAAUAACAAGUUGCUCAGACGGUGUCAAACAUGUCUUGUCUAGGUGAGGUUAUAAUCACAUGGAUAUGCAAUAUGUAAAAUAUAACUAAUUUUGAUGAUUGCGAAUAAAAUCAUAGAUUUUAAGACAGAUUGUAUUGCAGCAAUACGCCGAUUUGCACAUGUAUAUAUAUAUGAGAAAAUAAUGUCAGAUGUGCACCGUAAGCUUUAAUUUUUCCUCUGCGUCGUACAGAGUACUACACUAAACAAUUAUACACUGAUGGCGUACUAAAAGUGUUGUAUAUUCUCGCAGUUAUGUAUAUAUAUACUUCAUUAAACUGAUAAUCCAUAUGAAAAUAUCUUUCAACAAUUAUUUUUUAUCAUCGUGUAUUUUUCUCCACAAGGCGCCAUGUAGGCCUAUUGUCUUGUGAGACAUAGGCGCGGUUUCUUCACGAUGAUUUUUAUAAUUCAAAUAUAAUUAUAAUUAUGAUUGAAUGUAAAUGUCAUUUUGGAUUAAGAAAUUGUCAUUGCUUGUAUGUGGUUAUGGGGGAAUACAACAUUUGAAUGCCAAAUG
Molecule: messenger RNA, 3332 nt
Organism: Strongylocentrotus purpuratus (purple sea urchin)
Lineage: Eukaryota; Metazoa; Echinodermata; Echinoidea; Camarodonta; Strongylocentrotidae
Product: probable E3 ubiquitin-protein ligase HERC4
Exons: 12
Coding region: 16-1866 (616 amino acids)
Biological process (GO): protein polyubiquitination
Molecular function (GO): ubiquitin protein ligase activity
Source: RefSeq, a predicted model, not a curated record